UGUUCCUCAUCGGUUCAGUCUGUCGGGCUCCGCUCAUCUUGCAGGUGGACCUCCAGGAACCGCGCGCGGCUGCUGGCGCGGAGUGAGCGGCUCCUCUGUCAUGGACCCCCUCCUGAAAACCGGCAUGACGUCCUGAAGAGGCGAGAAGGUUCUCACACGCAGAUUCCUCUCUCAUUCAUCUUUCGGUAAGAUCCACCCUUUUCUCUGAGCGAUGGCGAAGAGCGACACAUGGCCGGGCGGCGCCGCCAUGGGAUCGCUGAACGCUGUGGACAGUGCAGGGAGCUGUGACAGUGUAAUCAGUGGGAACUCUGCCUGCAGCGAUGACAGCAUGGAGCACCUGUCUCCAGAGGAGAGGGCGUGUCUCAUGUUUCUGGAGGAAACCAUCGAAGCGAUGGAGAUGAUGGAGGACAGCGGGCUUUCCAACGACGAGCUUGAUUUUGGACAUAAGUUGGAAAGCAACAAUCCACCGACAGUCAACGGUAUUUCCAGUUCGUCACACGAGAGUGAUGAAAGUCUCAGCUGUGCUGCAGCCGAUCCCGGUAUCACAACAAACCACCGAACUCCUGCACUCGAUCCAACGCCUGAAUCCACUCCAGCUCCAGCUGUCACCAGCAAGGACGUUGAAACGGCAGACUUGGAGGUUCAGUCCAGUCCUUCAGUGUCCAGAUCAGCUUCUGAUGUUGCUCCCCGGACACCAUUAAACCCAACUCACGCCUCCCAUAAGAGCUGGGAUCUUGGGAAUCCAGAAGUCGCCUCUGAAGUGGAUCUGAGCAUUAUCCCGCCUCCUUUAGACUUCAUGGAUGAACCUGAACUUCUUCCUCUACCGGAGGAGCUAAAUGAAUUCCCUCCACCAGCAGAACCCUUCCCUGAGCCGGACGCUCCACCACCUGCUGACUUGCAGCAGCCGGAGCCAAAAGUCCUGACAGAGAGUCCUUCACUGAACUCUGAGGUGGAUGGUCCUUCCUGUUCACCUCCACCAGCAGAGGAGGAUUCUGUUCCUCUAAAUCCAUACCUCGAGGUUCCUGAGCCUAGAGCCCCCCCUGCUGUGGCCCCAAAGCCAAAAUCAAUUCCGGCCAACAUCCCUCUGAGGUCCCACAAGCCCACAGGCUCUGAAGGAACCAGCAGAACCAGCAGAGAUGUGUUGAUGGACCCUCAGAAGGUGCGAAUGGAGGCGCUUCGAAAACUCGGGCUGCUCAAGGAGGAGGAGGCACCGCCCCCUGCUUUUGCCCGUGGGGGUAGCCUAAAAACCAGAUCACCCCAAGAGGCUCCUAUCUCUCCAAUCAGCCCAGGAAAUCCUCCCCUGAAGUCAGCGCUGUCCUCUCAUGCCCACAGCCAGCCUGCGUCCUCCACCCCUGAUGUCCUCCCAGCUCCUGUAGCCUUCAGUGACGUAGACGGACUUCCUCCUCCGGGUAAUGAAGCCCGUGGAGCCCCCCCAGCCCCAGUGAAGCAGCAAACAACACCAAAAAUCACGCGAUCAGCCACCUUUGAGCAAUGCAGCUUGGGUCCGAGCGCCAACGCAGCCGGUCAAGGCGACGCCACGCAAAGCCCCAAGGAACUACGCAAAAUGCGCCCGCGCCCCGCCUCUAUGGGGUGCGGGAAGGAGCUAUCCCACCCCAUAGGAGGGGACCCGUUUCACAUGGCCCACUCUUUAAAGAUGCAGCAGCUGCCCGCUCAGCGACACGCCCCCAACGUCUUCCAGCCUUCCCGAGAGUCGGGCAAGCUGCCGCGGUCGCAGGGGAUCAGCGUGCUGAUCUGCCCUCGCCCGGAGAACGCCGAGGACCGCCGCGAGGCGCUGAAGAAGCUGGGACUUCUCAGAUAUUGAGCGCCGUCUUCACACCUCAACACUCCCCAUAAAAACCGAGACUGAACCGGGCCAGUCAGGACUGAACCGGGCUUUUAGAGCUUUUUAACCACAUGGGUUUGAGAUUCUUCACUUUUACAGCCGAUCUGAUUGGUCAGAAUCAAAUCCACACCUGCAUUCAUGAAGUGUACAAACAUUUAUGAAGUCUUAUAUGAAGAAAACUGGAAGUAGAGUUCUUGUUAAGUAUUAAUUUACUCUUUUAUUUGUGCACUUAUGAUCUGCCACCUUUUGUUUUUUGGGAUGUCUUCGUACUUCUAUUUAAGUUCCUCCCUGUACUUUGUUUUACUGUAGACGCCUCUCUCUUCUGUCUGUUUCAAAUCCUGUAUAUUUAUUAUUAAACAGCACAGCGUCUAAA
Messenger RNA from Oryzias melastigma (Indian medaka), 2216 nucleotides. Its product is annotated as specifically androgen-regulated gene protein. The transcript is spliced from 4 exons. NCBI's taxonomy places the organism in Eukaryota, Metazoa, Chordata, Actinopteri, Beloniformes, Adrianichthyidae. The coding region runs from base 212 to 1822 and encodes 536 amino acids. The record is from RefSeq and is a predicted model, not a curated record.